Messenger RNA from Mesitornis unicolor (brown roatelo), 156 nucleotides. RefSeq names its product chromosome unknown open reading frame, human C4orf46. Lineage: Eukaryota; Metazoa; Chordata; Aves; Mesitornithiformes; Mesitornithidae. The record is from RefSeq and is a predicted model, not a curated record. The transcript has a single exon. The annotation marks the transcript as partial.
GCUGCCUUCUCACUGGCGAAGAUCCUAGAGGCGACAUCGGCCGUGUCGGCCCAGGUGGAGGAGCUAGCCACCAAGUGCUCGGAGAACGCCCGGUUCCUCAGAACAUGGCGGGACCUGCUGAGGGAGGGGUACGAGUCCUUGAAGCCCAGCGGCUGA